GCCCUGGCGGCGCCACAGCAUCCAGUUGGCGACCCCGGACGCAAGCGCUUGCGACCGCUUCGGGAGCUGUGGGAGCGCGCGGUGCUCGUCAGAGCGUGGAGAUCAGCGAUGAAGUGCAGGUUGUCCUGGCCCGCGCUCGACAGACGCUGCUGCGCCGACCACGAGCCAAGGGCAAUUGGGUCCAGGCCUUUGCUCGGCACGACACGACAGGGCUUGGUGAACUCAGCCCCGAGCAGUUUGCCACCUUCCUCCAGUCCCUGUCAGUGGGGCUGAGCUUGCGUGAGGCCACUGAGACAAGUGUCUGUUGGAAGCCGUUCAUGGCCACGCAUCACUGGGUUGACGCUCCGGUCAUUGACCUCGAAGACGAUGACCUGCUCUCCGUUGGCAAGUCGCCAGUUGCCAACAGUUGGAAGGUUCCUCUCCAAGCGUUUCAUUGCCCGGCCAUCGACCUCACACAACAAGAGGCACUUCUGGAACCGCCUAAGGCAGCGCACCCCUCCCAGAAGGCCAGGCGUCGGUUCCUGGUGCGUAUCAGGCAGGCUACGAAGGCCCUACAGAGCCCGCAAGCUGCACAGGCGCCGGGCCAGGUCCAUCAGCGACUGCGAGAAGGGCUGCUGGGUGCAACGAUGCAACGUCUCCAGUUUCGCGCUGUCGUGGCGCGGCGUGGUAAGACCCGGGGCCGAAAGGUGUGGCAGAAGGAGACGCUGCUGCUGCGAAAUGUUGCCGCGACAGCUGGUGAUCUUCCCGACAGGAUCUAUACGGAUCAUGUUUGGCUGAAGGUGGGGAAGCAAAUCGAGCGCUUAGCGCCGAAGCCUGGGCAGCUGAUCGAGUUUGAUGCCAGGGUAAGGUGGUACAGGCCGCUGGCGAUGGGGAAUGACAUGGGACGUACAGGGAGUAAAGGGCUGAAGGUUCAGCUUUUGGAUUUGGAGGCUUCGGAGCUCGUAGACUCCAUUGUGACCUGUCUCCUGAGCGAUAGGUCGACCGUGUCGCUCGCCGUGUUCGGCGAGGCCAUCGAACAUGCGCUGUCCACAGGGGAGUCGGAUGCCGUGCAGCUUGCAACGGCACUUGCAGGGGAGUCUGCGGAGGGCCUGGCGGCACUUGUGGGGCAGAAUGCGGUGGACGCAGUCACCUCCUUGCCAGAAUCGCCUGAUCCGGACAGAGUACACAGGUUCCUCUUGUGGCUACCAAAGCAUGCGGAUGGAAGCGUGGACUGGGUGAUAGCUGAGGAAUGGCGAGUUGCUUCUUGCAAGUCUGUGAGAGUGGGAUAG
This is a messenger RNA of Symbiodinium pilosum, 1268 nucleotides long. The record is from the annotation of a GenBank genome assembly. Lineage: Eukaryota; Dinophyceae; Suessiales; Symbiodiniaceae.